Epithele typhae is the source of this 10605-nucleotide messenger RNA. RefSeq names its product atypical/PIKK/TRRAP protein kinase. The coding region runs from base 1 to 10605 and encodes 3534 amino acids. Gene Ontology annotation, biological process: regulation of DNA-templated transcription; DNA repair. Gene Ontology annotation, molecular function: transcription coregulator activity; protein binding. The record is from RefSeq and is a predicted model, not a curated record. Gene Ontology annotation, cellular component: NuA4 histone acetyltransferase complex; SAGA complex; nucleus. Lineage: Eukaryota; Fungi; Basidiomycota; Agaricomycetes; Polyporales; Epitheliaceae. The transcript has 19 exons.
AUGGAUAAUCCUCCUCCGUCCCACCUAAUCAAUGAGCUCGAGUCGCGCGCCGCUCGCGUUCUUGAUCCAAGUCUUGACCUCAAGUCAAAAUAUGCCGUCGCCUGCGAGUUGCGCGAGAUGAUAGACACGGUCAGCAGGGACUCCGACCUGAGAGCCUUGCCGCACAUGAUUCCUGUCCUCGUCGAGAACCUCCGCAAUGGCGAGCCCUCUUUCCAGAAGGACAGUCUUGAGUUCCAAUUCCGCCGAAGCGUCCUCGAGAUACUACACCGCAUCCCCUUCCUAGAGGCCCUCCGAGUCCAUUCUGUCAAGAUCCUCUCUGGCAUGCUGCAUCUCCUCCGCCACGACAACGAGGAAAUGGGCACCACUGCUUGCAAGAUUCUCAAUGACGUGCUGCGUUCAAGCAGGGUGUUCCACGAGGAGAUCUUCAAUGACUUCAUGGCGAUAUUCCAACAACUCUUGGAAAACCUCAAGGUUGUACUCGUCGAAGUCUUCUCAGACGAAUCCCCAGAGCUCGAGUCAACGACUUGCCUCCAGGCCAUCAGGAGCUUCAAGGUCCUCUCCGAGGUGAAUUUGCUCUUGAUAACCUUCUUGCAACUCAACCGCCCUGCCGUCGUUCCCCAUAUCCCCGCCCUCCUUCCUCGUCUCCUCGAAUACAGCGAGCUGCAACCACCCGCCCAGCAGAAAGCACGGGAAGACUUCGAAGCAAUGGGCGGUGUAUGGGCCGGUCUCGCGCCUUCCAUCAAGAACCAGCAAUUGUAUACGGACUACAUUGUAUCCCAACUCAAGGUCAUUUCGUCCUCGCUGUAUCUGCUCAGAGUGUUAUCCGAACCACAAGAAUCGGACGGAGAGAAGCUUGCUCUUUCUCUGCUUAGGUUAUUCCAGGAUUGUCCGGCAAUGGCGACCUCGGCACGCAAGGAGCUUAUCCCCUUGUUGAGACACCUCACGACGACCGUUUACAAGCGCGCUCUCCUUCCACACAUCGACAAGCUGUUGGAUGAACGAGUCCUGCUCGGAACAUCUGUCGGAAGCCAGGAGAUCUUUCGUGCUACUCUGUUCAGUGCUGUGGCAGAUUUACUACACCAUCUCCGCGCAGAACUCACCCCCGCCAAUCUUUCCAAGGUUUUCGCGGUUUACGUGCGACACUUACACAACCCAUUCUUGUCCACCCAUACACACCUUCUCUCCGCCAAGCUCAUCUUUAACUUGGUGGAAGUUGAAGUGAACAAGGAUUCUCAUCAGAACGCAGCUCAAGUUCUCAAUGCGCUUCUGGAAGCCGGUGUAGACAAGGUCGAUUCUCUCGUGUCUGUCCAAGUGGAGAAGAUUGCUCGCGGUACGAAGGACAAAGAUGUGGAAAAUGACUUCAACGACUUUGCCAUCAUUGAGAAGUCGAGGCCGCUUCUCGGCCCUUGUUACGCUACGGAAAAAACUGAGGACAACAUGGGAGAGUACCGCAAUCUCCUACGCACCCUCUUCCACGGAUUCCAGACGUUGGUGUUGUCGUUGAAGAAGUGCGACGCCCCGGUUCCGGACGGGGCACUUAUAGCGCGGAUGUUCGAUGGCGCUAUUAGAGCAAUGGCCUUCUUCGACGGGGAAAUGAGGGAGGCUCAGGACGCAUUGGAUCGCAUUGGACACGCCUUAUCCGAGAUCGACCUUCACGUUUUCCAAGAAGUCUGGACGCAGAAGAUUGGCUUCUAUUUCACUUCGGCUGAGAAGAGGCCAGUUCUAAUGCACCUUCCCUCAAUCCUCUUUGGUAGGGAGGCCACUUCGCCCACGCUGGUCGCUAUAGUCUUGAGGUACCUCAUCGACCGUCUUCCGGAACUCGGGCAAUACGAUGACCAGGCUGCGGCGGUCGCAAUACGGAUGUUCAAGAUGACAUUCCAGGCCGUUACCGGCUUCCCCAACCUGAACGAGUCUAUCCUUGCAGCUCAUCUUGGCAAAUUGAUCAUGGACUGCUUCCCGCUCGCUGCAAAGGCCGCCAAGCCCACGAAUUACUUUCACCUUCUUCGAGGACUCUUCCGUGCCAUUGGCGGAGGUGGAGGCAGGUUUGAGCUCCUCUACAAGGAGGUCUUACCCCUUCUUCCCGAGAUGCUAGAGUGCCUCACUCGCCAGCUUCACACUUCCGACGGACAGAGUCGCGACAUGAUCGUCGAGUUGUCCCUCACUGUGCCGUUACGCCUCACGCACCUCCUCCCCUAUCUUUCGCAUCUCAUGCAACCCCUCGUAAUGGCACUCAAGGGCACUCCAGAGCUGAUUAAUCAAGGCCUACGCACUCUGGAGCUCUGCAUCGACAACCUAACGUCCGACUUCCUCGACCCGACGCUGAACGGAGUGCUUCGAGAGUUAAUGGAGGCGCUGCACGACCUCCUCAAGCCGUUGCCAGCCAAUCACCACCAAGCCCACAUCACUAUUCGUAUCUUGGGGAAGCUCGGAGGCCGCAACCGCAAGCUGUUAGAGAAGGAGCCGUCUUUCAAGUUCACUCAGCACAUUGAGCAGGUCAAGGCACGGUUCUCCUUUGGGCCUCAAGUUGGCAGUAUCGAGUUAAACCCGGCGGCCACCGUCGCAGCGGAGACAUUCCGUAAUAUCAAGUCCAGCCCCUCGCAGCACCUCCACGCCUACAACUACUUGGAACAGUGUUUGAGUCUCAUGCUCCAUGAGGGAGUGAAAGGGCGCGAGCGCGAAGAUCUAUUCAUGCUUUGUCUAGAAAGUCUCUAUGACGCCCUUCAUCUUCCCGAGCUCCAGGAGAAGGCCGAGAAGAACCUCAUGGAGGUCUCCCGCUUCUUGUUUUCGUCGGAGGUUCGGCGUUGUGCGGUCAAGGACGUAUCUACUCGUCGCUACCCAAGCCCAGUAUUCUCUUGCUACUUGGACGCCCUGCAACAUGGUCUCGCCAGAGACAAGCCGGAAGAGGCCAAGCGCGUGCUCGACCUGGUGGCAAUCUCUAUACGCGAACUAGUGGCGAUGGCGACUACUACAGAAGCCUCUGUCAAUGAUGUGGUCACUACUCUGCACCAAGUUGCAAGUCGGUUCCUCUCGCUGUGUCUGGAAGAAGCCUGGGUCAAGAGGAGUGCCGGAUGCGGUGGGAUUAAGGUCAUGACGGAUAUUACCGAUCUCGGCGUCCGAUGGGUCAACGAGCGUGAGGUGGACCUCGUCCGCAUGCUGCUUCAUGUUCUCAAAGACAUGCCUCACGACAUGCCCCAUGAUGCCGACUCGGUGAUCGACGUCCUCCAUCGCGUUCUGAGAGUCAGCACAGAAGAUUCCCGCGCAAACGACAUCGAGCAGAUCAGGGACAACAAGACUAUGCAUGUCGUGGGUCUCUUCUUUGCCGAACUUUCUAGCUCCAAUCCCAUCGUACGCAAGGCUGCUCAAGGCUGCAUAUCUCUCCUCGGAGAACUCAGCGGAAAGUCCAUUGUCGACCUCCUCAUGCCCCACCGCGACCGGAUGCUCGCUACCAUCUACACGAAACCUCUGCGCGCUCUUCCUUUCCCCCUUCAAAUUGGCAUGAUAGAAGGCAUCCGCUAUUGUAUCUGUCUACAACCGCCUCUUCCCGAACUCAACGAUGAACUCCUCCGAUUGCUCCACGAGACCCUCGCUCUGGCCGAUGCCGACGACCAGGCUCUGGUGAGCCGCGGUACGCCCCGCCAAGGUUCCGCGGAGAUCACGAAGCUACGCGUGGCUUGCAUAAAGCUCCUCACCGCAUCCAUGCCGAUGACGGACUUCUUCUCAAAGCAGUCCCAGACCCGUCAGAGAGUAACCGGGGUCUACUUCAAGUCUUUGUACUCGCCUAUCCCCGAAGUCAAGGACGUCGCGCACGAAGGACUACGAAUGGUACUGACCCAUCAAUCGAGACUUCCCAAGGAGUUGCUACAGACGGGUCUUCGACCCAUCCUGAUGAAUCUCGCCGAUCCGAAGCGUCUAUCCAUCCCUGGACUCGAAGGUCUCGCGCGACUGUUGGAGUUGCUCACCAAUUACUUCAAGGUUGAGAUAGGUCACAAGCUCCUCGACCACUUCCGCAUUGUCGCAGACCCGCAGAUGCUCCAAGCGUCCUCAAGACUUCCGCUCAUGGAGAACGACGGCAUCAAGAAGCUGGUGUGCCUGGCGAACAUCUUCCACCUGCUGCCCUCGGCCGCCAACAUCUUCCUCGAGAAUCUGGUCAAUGCCAUCGUCCAGACCGAAUCCGCGCUCCAUUUUUCGGGAGAAAGCCCGUUCUCUGCGCCGCUCGCAAAGUAUCUGGAUCGGUACCCCUCCGACGCGAUGGAUUAUUUCAUGCGCCACCUCCACUUCCCCAUGCAGAUCCGAACGCUUCGAGCCAUCCUCCGAGCCAACCUCGCGCCGAACCUGCUUCGAGAGCUGAACGGCAAGUCAGGCGCCCUCGUCAACAAGUGCCUCGAAAGCGGCGACCCAACCCUCACCAUGCCCGGACUCCUUCUCUGCUCUGACCUGGCAGAGCUCAUCCCAAGUUGGGUCUUGGAACACAAGCAUGCGGUUGACGCCGUCGUUGCUCUGUGGAGGGUUGAUCUUACUGAAACAACGUCACACAUUCCCUCUGCUGAGUCACUCCAGAAGUACACUCUGAUGCUCUCCAUCUUCAAGCAGGCGCUGGAGCAGUCCCCGCGGGUUGAUGUCGUCUUCGAGCUGGUGAACGUGUUCAUCCGCAGGCAGCCUUUGGACGUCGUCAGCGUCAUCCAAUUCCUCUAUCGCCACGUCGCCCUGAGCAAGAGUUUGACCUUCCGUCGCAACGUUCUUGUCCGUUUCCUGAUCUUAUUCGAGGAUACGUCCUACACAACCGCCCAAAAGUCGCUGUUCCUCCAGUACAUCGUCACCCCCACCCUCCUUAUACAUGCGACGCAUUCCGCCGACAAAUCUGGCAUCCUUGACAACGACAUGGUCUUGCGAAUGCACCGACUCAUCUUCCAGCCAAUGUCCUCUGCAGAGAGUAUGACCGCCGCAUUCCCGGAUGCCGACGACACGUUCAAGAUUGAGUUGUUGCGUCUCGCCACAGUCAUGGUUCAGCACUAUCAUGACUAUCUGCAGGAAGUGAAGAAGGAUAUUAUCAAGUGCGCCUGGGUGUUCAUCUCAAGUGAAGACUCCCUCGUCAAGUGCACCGCCUACGUCCUCGCAGCCCGCUUUUUCGACGUAAUCGAGGGGCCUUCGAAGUUCGUGCUGUCCCUCUGGGGUGGGCUACUGAAACUACCCAACGCCGAAGGCAAGCUGCUUGUACGCCAAGCACUGGACAUUCUCGCUCCCAUCCUCGCGCGCCCCCACAUGCAGAUCGCCGAAGCAGGCCACCCACAGUGGGCGAGGACAACUCGACGACUACUGGCAGAAGACGGUGUAAACUCCAACCAGACCAGUCUAGUCUACUACCUUAUCGUCGCCCAACCAGCACUCUUCUAUUCCGUUCGUGCCCUCUUCGUUCCGCACAUCGUCAACCACCUCCCCAAGCUCGGACUCGUUCAAUCCACCAACAUCGAGUCUAAGCUGCUAUCUAUUGAGAUCAUUCAAGUCGUCUUCGACUGGGAGCAAAAGGGUCUUCCCGCGCCGCCAAAUGGAGCUCCCGCGCCUACCACCACCACCACCGACGGAUGGACCACCCCUCUGAGUCUGCGCGAAAGCAUGGUUAGCUACCUGAUCCGUCUUGCUACAACACCGCAAGACCCGCAGUCGAGAGCCGUGGUUGUGAACCGGGCGCUCGCGCUUCUCAAGACCGUCAUUGCGCCCGGUGGCUGGACCGACGUCAACAUGAAGCUCAACUUCUUUUCUCGUGCGCUAGAGCAGAGCGACCUUGCGGACGACCCUCAAAGGGCUCAGGCUCUCAGCAAUGCCAAAGUGCUGCAGGUAAUCUCUGCUGAACGUGACGACGCCUGGUUCCAAGCCAACGCUCCCAUCCUUACAAAGCUCGUCAAGAAGGGCAUGUUCUACGAGGAUCUGGCCCUGCAAGAAUGCCUUCAUCCGGUCGUGGACCGCUUGUUGCGCCUCUUCCCGCUGCCGAAAGAGGAGGAUCAACAGCCGCAAGGCGAAGUCUCCGAAUUUCACGCAGCCGUGUACAACGCCAUCAGCGACAGCCUGCGGAGUUCUGAGAGCUUGCGGUCUGUCCAGCUUAGAGGGUGCCUCAUGGUGCUCAAGACCAUCGUUCAAGUCGCCCCGGAGCGUAUUGAGCCUUUCUGCUCGAAUCUCAUGAAGCUGUUGAGCAAGCUGGCCAAGGACCACAUCCAAUCCUCAACGCCUACUGGGAGCGUCUUCGAGGGCCUCGUGCGACUCCUCAUCGCUAUCCUCGAGGUCUGCCACAUCGCCGUCGCUCAUCUCGGCGAUCAGCGCAAGUGGCUCCUCAGCACGUUGGUCGUCCUCGUUGACAAGUCCAAGAGCACACCGCUCUGCCGCUAUCUCCUGGAGAUUGCAAAAGACUGGGCCGUGAACAAGCGUGACGCCUACCCGACAAUGAAAGAGAAGGCUAGUCUGCUGCAGAAGAUGGUGGUGUUCGAGAACCGCGGCGACCGUGGCGAGGUGUUAUUCAAUAACUACCUCGAGCUCAUCUACGACAUCUACACCGACCCCACGCUCCGUCGCAGCGAUCUUACCACACGCCUCGAGCAGUCGUUUUUGCUGGGAUGUCGGGCUGCGGACUCAGCGAUUCGCGAACGCUUCAUCGACCUCCUAGACAACAACACGCCGCGCUCCCUCUAUAGUCGCCUGCUGUUCAUUUGCGGGAGUCAAAGCUGGGAGCCAUUGUCGGACCAGAACUGGAUAUUCCUCGCUUUGCACCUUCUCCUCGGGUCCAUCGAGGGCGACGUGAACAUCUCCCCUGAUCGCAGAGGCACCUUUGACACUUCAUGGCCGCAACCUCCUUUCACCCUCGCCCGCGCCGUCGCGCUCAUCAAGCCCAUGCAGCGGUUGCUCUACACGGACCGCCAAGCUGCCCAUGACGCGUGGGUAUCCGUUUUUCCUGCAGCGUGGGCUUGUCUAUCUCGUAGGGAACAGUCCGAAGUAGGCAACCACAUGAUCAACCUCCUCAGCAAGGAGUAUCACUCGCGACAAGCCGACAUGCGCCCCAACGUCAUUAUGAGCCUGCUUGCUGGCAUCCACGCCUGUUCGCCGCCUAUGGCUCUCCCCCCUCACCUCGUCAAGUACCUCGCGAAGACCUACGGUGCAUGGUAUAUAGGCACGGAGAUCCUGGAACUGUCCCUCAACCAGGUUCGAGAAGACGAGCUCGUCCUUCGCGACACGAUCUAUGAUGCCCUCGCAGAGCUGUACGCCGAGCUUGCCGAAGAGGAUGUCUUCUACGGUCUCUGGCGCCGUCGGUCGCUCUAUCCGGACACCAAUGCCGGUAUCUCGUAUGAGCAGUCGGGCAUGUGGGAUCAAGCCUCCAUCAUGUACGAGUCAGCGCAAACACGCGCUCGAGCAGGCAUUCUCCCGUUCUCUGAAGCCGAGUUCUGUCUAUGGGAAGACCACUGGAUCCUCGCCGCCGAGAAGCUGCAGCAAUGGGACUUCCUCUUUGAGCUGGGCAAGUCGGAGAACAACGUCGACCUGCAACUCGAAAGCGCGUGGCGCGUCAAGGAUUGGCACGAGCAGCGUACCGACAUGGAAAACUACGUCUCUCAGCUCAAAGACGUUGCAACCCCAAGACGUCGCGUGUAUGAGGCAUUCCUCUGCCUGCUGAAGAACCCCGGUCUCUUUGAUAAGAACGUGGAGUUCCAGAACAUCAUCGACAACGCAAUGCAGCUGUCACUCCGCAGAUGGGUCACCCUACCUUCUCAGCUCUCCGCCGCGCAUGUCCCAUUACUCCAACACUUCCAACAAUUCGUCGAGUUGCAAGAGUCUUCGAGCAUAUUUCUGUCGCUGUCUCAGACCAAUGCGCAGAACUUGGAGAAGAAGUCUUCCGAUCUCAAGCUCAUCCUCCAGGCAUGGCGUGAGCGCUUGCCCAACACCCACGACGACAUCACCAUCUGGAGCGACCUGGUUGCAUGGAGGCAGAAUGUCUUCAAUUGCAUUAACAAGACCUAUAUUCCACUCAUCACUCCUGCCAACCAGGGUAGCGCGGCGACUGGGAGCACGAACACCUUCGGCUACCGAGGAUUCCACGAGACGGCCUGGAUCAUCAACAGGUUCGCUCACGUUGCCCGCAAGCACGAGCUUCUCGACGUCUGCUUCACUUUUCUGAACCGCAUCUACACUCUGCCGAAUAUCGAGAUAUCCGAAGCGUUCCUGAAGCUUCGGGAGCAGGCCCGUUGUCACUACCAGAAGCCGGGGGAUUUGCAAGCUGGUCUCGAGGUCAUCAACAACACCAACCUGAUGUACUUCUCCAACGGGCAGAAGGCCGAGUUCUUCACGCUCAAGGGGAUGUUCUUCGCGAAGCUCAACCGGAACGACGAAGCUAACGGUGCAUUCGGACAUGCCGUCCAGAUGGACAUGUUCCAGGCGAAAGCUUGGGCAGCCUGGGGCAAAUUCAACGACAAGAUGUUCAAAGAUUCUCCAAGCGAGAUGAAUCACGCGUCGAACGCCGUGAGCUGUUACCUUCAAGCCGCUGGCCAGUACAAGAACAGGAAGAGCCGACCCCUCCUCACCCGAGUUCUAUGGCUUCUCAGCAUUGACGAUAGCUCACUCACCAUCUCGCAAGCUUUCGACAAGUACAAGGGUGACGCUGCGUUCUGGUACUGGAUCACGGUCAUUCCGCAGCUUUGCCUCUCUGUAUCGCAAAGAGAGGCGAAGCAAGCCCGCUACAUCCUGCUCAAUCUCGCCAAGCUGUACCCUCAGGCACUUUUCUUCCCUCUUCGGACCACGAAGGAAGACAUGAACCUACUUCGGCGUCAGGCACAAGCACAAGCUGCUGCGGCCGCACGCGCGAACUCCGCGGAAGGUGAAAAUCUCCCCGAUGGAAGCGUCCCCACGCAGUCAUCUCCGAGCAAGGAUCCUAACGCCGCACAGCUGCCACGACCUGAACUUCUUGUACCCUCUCUGACUCGCCAAUCCUGGGAAGUCAUCGACGAGAUUGUUCAGAUCCUGAAGACGGCUUUCCCUCUCCUCAUCCUGACGUUGGAGACGGUCAUUGAGCAGAUCGCCCAGCGGUUCAAAGCAUCUCCAGAGGAAGAGAUCUACCGCCUAACCUGCAUGCUCUUGCAGGAUGCAAUGCAGCAAUACAUGGUGCGCAUGGCCGCCGACGAUGAUGGUGCAAUCAGCCCUCAAACCGUGAACACGUUGACUCGCCUCGCCGUCAGUCUGUCAGGGAAUGCUCGAAAGGAGUACGAAGAAGACUUCAUCAAGAGCAAGCCCUCGCUCAGCGAGUACAUCCGGAAGUUGCAGCAAUGGCGUGACAAGUACGAACGUUUGCUCGAUGUCCGCCCGAGGGCGCAAUCACUGGACAACCUCAGUCACUAUCUUAUCGAAUUCCAGUACACCAAAUUCGAUGAGGUCGAAGUCCCUGGCCAGUACACUGAGGACAAGGACAACAAUCAGAGCUUUGUCCGGAUCCGCCGAUUCGGCCCACAAUAUGAGAACUGUCGUUCUCACGGGUACUGCUGGCGACGUCUGCUAAUCAGGGGCCAUGACGGGUCGACUACAUCAUUCGCCGUCCAACUUCCCUCCGGUAGGCAUUGUAGAAGAGAAGACAGGACAUCGCAAGUCUUCCGUACUCUCAACGGCACUCUCAAUCGCAAGAAGGAGAGUCGAAAGCGGAACUUGCAUUUCCAUCUACCCGCAGCCAUCGCGUGUGCUCCAAACCUUCGCCUCUAUCAGAAUGACGCGUCUUAUGUUGCGCUCGGGGACAUCUACGAUCAGCAUUGCGAGGAUAUCGGCAUUGCGAGGGAGGAACCAGUAAUCAUGAUUGGGGAGAAGGUCAAGGUUGUCGUGCGAGACUUCAAGCAACGGACUGGUCGAACGCCAAACAAGGGUGAAUUCUACUCUCUGAAGAAGGAGCUCAUGGACGAUGUUAUGGCUAAGGCCGUUCCCGAGGAUGUUCUCACCAAGUAUAUCAUUCGCACCAUGAAAACCCCAAGCGACCUCUGGCGUAUACGGAAGGAGUUUGCCCUGCAGCUGGCCGCCACUAGUUUCAUGACAUACUUCGCAUGCAUGGGGAGCCGACUACCUUCGCGAUUUCAUUGGUCCAAAGCGACAGGUCAGAUUGCUAUGAGCGAAAUUAUGCCUGGUCGGUGCAGUACUAUCCCCUCCUCCCCUUUGUUCACUUCAUCGGACGCGGUACCCUUCCGUUUUACGCCAAACUUCCAGCACUUCUUGGGACCAGUCUUGACCGAAGGCAUAUUUGCUUCUGGUAUCAUGGCAAUCGCUCGUUGUUUGAUCGAGCCCGAGUGCGAGCUCGAACAGCAACUGUGUUUGUUCGCGCGUGACGAAGUCAUGACCUGGCUGCACAAUCAUCAUCGGGGCAGGGUGCCGCCCGUCGAUGGGAAUUUCAGACUCAACGUCACGGCCAACAUCGAGGCCAUGAUCAAGCGUACAGAGUCCAUGUCGUGCAAGCUUGAACGCGAACAGGCACUGGUGCAGCAACCCUCACAAAACAUCAACACCACUCCUGUCUUCCAGACCGUCGCCAACCUGAUAUCGCAUUCCACCAAUCCUAUGAACCUGGUGAAGCAGGGAGAGGUUUACGUACCUUGGUUCUGA